This is a messenger RNA of Hevea brasiliensis (rubber tree), 1682 nucleotides long. Its product is annotated as fasciclin-like arabinogalactan protein 10. The record is from RefSeq and is a predicted model, not a curated record. The coding region runs from base 115 to 1377 and encodes 420 amino acids. The transcript has a single exon. NCBI's taxonomy places the organism in Eukaryota, Viridiplantae, Streptophyta, Magnoliopsida, Malpighiales, Euphorbiaceae. Gene Ontology annotation, cellular component: plasma membrane.
CUCCUCUCCCAUCCAUUCCUUUUAUCUCAUCUUCCUUCGUUGUCUUUCGCACUCUGCGGCCUCUGCUCACUACUUCUCUUUGAAACCAAUAUCGGUUAACACCCUAAAUCUGCCAUGGGAGCGUUACAUUACCUCUUCCUCUUUCUUACCCUUUCUGCACUCUCCACCACCACAUUAGCCCAUAACAUCACCGACAUUCUCUCUGGCCUGCCUGACUACUCCGAGUUCAACAAAUAUCUCACCCAAACAAAGCUUGCUGAUGAAAUCAACAGUCGGGAGACUAUCACCGUACUCGCCCUCAACAAUGCGGCUAUGUCCGCCCUUGCUGGCAAACAUCCCUUAUCCGUUAUUAAAAACGCUCUUAGCCUUCUUGUUGUGCUCGAUUACUAUGAUCCCACAAAACUCCACCAGAUCUCUAAUGGCAGUACCCUGUCCACCACCCUUUACCAAACUACAGGAAAUGCCCCUGGCAAUUUAGGCUUUGUCAACAUCACUGACCUGCAGGGAGGUAAAGUGGGGUUUGGCUCCGCUGCCCCUGGCUCCAAGCUCGACGCCUCUUACACCAAGUCUGUCAAACAAAUCCCUUACAAUAUCUCCGUCCUCGAGAUCAGCGCGCCGAUUAUUGCUCCCGGAAUCCUAACGGCUCCGGCCCCGACACCUUCCGAUGUGAACAUUACAGCUUUGCUUGAGAAGGCUGGAUGCAAAACAUUCGCUAGUUUGCUUCAGUCGAGCGGUGUGAUUAAGACGUAUCAGGCAGCGGCUGAUAAAGGUUUGACCAUUUUUGCACCGAACGAUGAAGCCUUUAAGGCCAAAGGAGUCCCCGAUCUGAGCAAGCUCACAAAUGCUGAGAUUGUUUCGCUCUUACAGUAUCAUGCCGCCGCUGGAUACAGUCCUUUCGGUUCCUUGAAGACCCAAAAAGAUCCAAUCACAACAUUGGCCAGUAAUGGCGCAGGGAAGUUCGAUCUGACAGUGACUGCAGCUGGUGACUCCGUAACUCUCCACACAGGGGUUGACUCAUCGAGAGUUGCCGACACUGUUCUCGACUCCACGCCAUUGAUGAUUUUCACUGUUGAUAAUGUACUUCUCCCUGCAGAGUUGUUCGGAAAGUCUCCAUCUCCUGCGCCAGCCCUUGAACCGGUGAGCGCGCCUUCUCCUUCUCCGGCUACAACACCAAGUCCAGCUCCUGCUAGUGUUGAGGCCCCAUCACCACUGGCCGCUUCUCCACCAGCACCGCCGUCGGAAACCCCGCAAGGAGCUCCUUCAGAUGCCCCAGUAGGAUCGGAGAAUAGCACAGCGGACAACGCGGCUAUUCCCGUGACCGCCCCUGCGUUGUUCACUGUUUCUGCCACUGUAAUUUGCUCGAUUCUCAUGUCCUGAAUCGUAAUUAUGUAGGUCUGUCAAUUUGAUUACUUUUUUUUUAUUAUUAUUUUCUUUUAUUUUUGAAUAUUGAGUUGUUAUUGAUUAGAGAGUAGAGGUUUAUUUUAUUUUAAUUUAUUAUGAUUUUUAAAUCUGUGGACUAUGGCUAAGCAUGAUGGGAAGUGAGGGAGCUGCUGCGCAUUUUAGCAGCGAUACUGUUGUUGUUUCAGAGAUGAUUGUUAUCGGGUUGUAUGUUUUCCAUUAUUUUAAUGUUAGAUCUGUCUGUCUUCGUGAUGAUUUUGAAUCCAAUCGAGUUGUAUUUUUUA